Messenger RNA from Acytostelium subglobosum LB1, 1566 nucleotides. RefSeq lists its product as hypothetical. Gene Ontology annotation, molecular function: ATP binding; kinase activity. Gene Ontology annotation, cellular component: cytoplasm. Lineage: Eukaryota; Evosea; Eumycetozoa; Acytosteliales; Acytosteliaceae. The record is from RefSeq and is a predicted model, not a curated record. The transcript is spliced from 5 exons. The coding region runs from base 1 to 1566 and encodes 521 amino acids.
AUGUUGAGUAGAGCAAACGAUAGAUUAGCAAAGCUCUCACAACAUUUGGAUGUGUGCGGUACUUCUGCUGAGAUCACCUCUUCCACAACAUCAUCUGCAACAACAGAGUCUGCCAUUGCUAUCAAACCAAAGCCAAAGAUAUCAAAGCCUCAUGAUGAUAAUAUAGAGUCUGAUGGAUCGAUCGCAAGGGAGAAGCUCAAUGAGGAGGAGUUGGACUUAACAGUGGAGUUGAAUACAGGUACAAACACUUAUGAGAUGAAGCCAGUUCCAAAUACUUUGUCAUUCGAUCAGGGAUUCUUCCAUGCGAUCAGAGCGAUUGAGUUGCUGACUGAGCAUGACAAGCAACGAGUGGUGGUCAUUGGCAUUGCUGGUCCAGUUGGCGCAGGCAAGACAACUCUGGCGCACAAAAUAUCAUCCCUCGUCAACGCCAUAGUAUUCGACCUUCAAGACUUUAUCCGUAUCGACAUGGUCAAGGACAACAACUAUGAUGAUCCAGUGCUGAUAGACUUUGAUCGUGUUGUUGACACAAUGAAGAGAUUGAGGAUGAAUGAAGUUGUGGAGAUACCAAAGAUCAUUAGACAUAAGGAGACUGGCAAUAUUAUCAAGGUGGAACAACAUAAGGUAUCAUUGAACCAAUCAAAGGUACUCAUACUUGAAGGUAGCUAUGCACUCAGCGCAAAAAUCAGGCCCAUCCUAGACAUCAGCAUUGCCAUCACUGGCGGUGUCCAUCUCGACCUAAUCAAAAGAAUCAUGAGGGAUAUCGUCGUCAACAAAAGUUCAUCAAAGGAUGUACUGUUACAAAUUACCAAUGUAGUAUUUCCAAUGUUCAAGGCAUUCGUUGAGCCAGACUUGGAUAAUGCCAAGAUCAAGAUACAUUCGUCGUAUAACCCGAUGAGUCAGGUGGUCGAGCCAACAUAUGUCUGCAAGGCCAAGUACGAACCACAGAAGGAGCACUUUGAUCAAUUCCUCUCAUCACUCAAUGUCAAGCCUGUCAAGAAGAUCUUCUCGGACAUGUACCUCUACCCGCCCAAGUACGGCUCUGACGGCAUCUCCCAAGCCGACAAGACCAACUGGAUCCGAAUCCGACGUACCGAUCGCGGUCAAUUCAAUAUAUACUUCUACAGAGAGAUAAUGGACGCCAACAUCAAUACUAGACCAUCACUUAAUUUCGAGAUAUCGGUAAAGACGAUUGGAGGACUGUUGUCACUUGGUUAUCAGAUUGGCGCCAUACUGAAUAGAACGAUCGAGGUUUGGUACGAGCGCAAUGGUAUCAUCAUCACAAAGGAGUAUAUCAAGGAGUUGGAGAAAUACUUUAUCCAGAUCAAGGGUCAGAGUAGACGCGAGGUGAUGAGCUUCGCCGACAAGCUCAAGAUGACCAAUAUUCACGUGCCACAGACCUUCCUCUAUCUCUACUUCAAGAAGCUCAAGAAGAGCAAGCUGAGACUGGAGGAGAUGGAGCGUGGCGUGGCCAGCGGAGCCAUCAUCGCCAAGAACAACACCAGCAGCAACAAGAAGAACAAGAAGACGACGACGACGACGACGACUCAGCAGCAAAUGUCCAAAUGA